This is a messenger RNA of Onthophagus taurus, 1301 nucleotides long. RefSeq names its product malate dehydrogenase, mitochondrial. Lineage: Eukaryota; Metazoa; Arthropoda; Insecta; Coleoptera; Scarabaeidae. Gene Ontology annotation, biological process: tricarboxylic acid cycle. Gene Ontology annotation, molecular function: L-malate dehydrogenase (NAD+) activity. Gene Ontology annotation, cellular component: cytoplasm; mitochondrion. The record is from RefSeq and is a predicted model, not a curated record.
GUCAAUCAAACUCAAAAUUAAAAUGAUUUAACUUGAAAAUAUGUUCUCAAAAUUAUCAGUUUUUAAGCUCCCGAAUGUGGUGGCAAAGAUCUUCAAACGAUCUCUUAACACCGGUGGUUAUUGCGAAUGGUCAAUCGAAGAACCUCAACGUCCGAUGACCGUAUCCAUCAUAGGUGGUCACACGGGGGAAGGCGUCCUUGCAACUUUCCUCUUGAAACAAACUAAAUUAGUCGACGAAAUACGUUUAUAUUCUGGUUUGAUCAGUCCGUGUGGACAAGGAUAUGAUAUGAGCCACAUUGAUACGAGUCCUCAAAUCAAAGCAUAUACCGGCCAAAAAUUUUUAAGGGAUGUUAUUACCGAUGCUCAUAUUGUUUUGAUAUGCGGUGGUCAUCCAAAGAAACCUUGUACAACUACGGAGGAAUUAUUUGAGAGUAACGCAGAUUAUGUUAGAAAUAUUGCCAUGUAUGUUGGAGAGUUUAAUCCAAAAGCAAUUGUUUGUAUCUCUACUCCACCUGUCGGAGCAUGUGUCCCUUUGGUAGCAGAGGUUUUAAAAAAGAAUGCAGCAUACGAUCCAAGAAAAGUAAUCGGAAUUAUGACGUUGGGUUCAAUUAGAGCCACUUCGAUUACAGCUAAAUACACCAAUAAUAAUCCAAGUGAUGUUAUUGUACCUGUUAUUGGUGCUCUAAGUAGAGAUACUUUAAUUCCCGUUUUUUCACAAAUUAGGCCAGAAAUUCAUAUUGACGAAAAACUUUUACAAUUAUUAAGAGAUAAAAUCGCCUCCGCUGAAGAUGAAGCUUUAGACUUGAAAUACAUCGAAAGCACUGGAUCUUGCUUCCUUUCGAGUGCUUUUGCAACAGCAAGAUUCACUGCUUCCGUUAUUAAAGGGUUGAAAGGUGACGCUAACGUUGUCGAAUGCGGUUUUGUUCGUCAAUUAGGGCACAUACAGGAAUUUUUACCUUAUAUGGGAUCUAUUGUUAAACUAGGUAAAGAUGGUGUUGAACAAUAUUAUAUGCCCACGAUAACUGAUGAUGAAUGCAAACAACUUCAAAAAGCUUAUCCUUUAAUUAAAUCUCAAAUCGAAAUGGGAGAGACUUUUGUCUUAGGUGCUCAAAGAAAAGCUCGAAUAAACCUAAAAUCCCCUCUGUAUUGCCAAAUGAUUCGUAAGAAACCGAUCACGAUGAUUGGGGAUGUUAAAAUCGAUUUGAACGAAUUGGAUAUUGAUAAGAACGAGAGAUGUAUUGAAAUAAUUCGAUAAAUUAUAUAGAGACGUAUUUUCAAUAAAACAGUGCUAGUUAUGUCUA